CAAAACCCAAAAAAAGAAAAAGGAAAUAGCAAGGGAGAGAGAGAGAGAGACUGAUAGAGCAAUAGAGUUAACUAGGGUUAGUUAAUCAACCCAGGCAAGGAGCGAGGUAAGGCAAGAAACUGAGUUAAAGGACGUUUCUUCGAGGAAGGAGAGAGGCAGAGCUGAAAGGAAAAAAAGGAAAAGGAAGAAAGAGAAAGAGAGAUAGAGAGGAGGGAGUUUACUGUGUUUAGACAACUGAGUUAACCCGGACGAUCCCUUGCCUCCUUUUACAUUUCCUCCCGAUUCCUUCUCCUCAAUCUCAACUCGUCUUAUUCCGAUUCUUAAAUCAACUCGGAAAAUUUAUCUGUUAUCUUUGGGUUUUUAAUCGGCAAGGCGGGUAAUCGAGAUUUCUUUGUACCUUUCCUUCAGAUCUCGAAAUCUGGUUUUUGGGGUUUCCUAUUGUUUGUGGCUACUAUAGAUGGCUCCUUCAAUGUAGUGUGGGGAUAGAUCUUCAUUUUGGUUCUGCCGAUUUUGUAGAUUGGGUUCUGUUCUUUUUUUUUUUUCCUUCUUUUUCAGUUUUUGGGCUGGGGUUUUGGUUUAGUUUUUAUUGAUUGAUGAUUGUUGGUGAAUUGGAGUAUUUUCGUGUUCAAUUGCGAUUGGCUUUGGAGUUUGGCGUCUUCUUGGGGGGGAAGAAGCUCUCUUCCAUUGUCGCCUCUGCCUCCGGCCUGGAAAGCCGUGAUUGGUUUUUCUCGACUUUUCAUGUCUCGUAAGUUGGACAGUCCUGUUCAAACUCAGAUGGCAGUGGCAGUGUUUAAAAGUCCUCUUAGAGGGGAAUAUCCUAGGAACAAUAGAAUGGAAGGGAAACAACCUGCUGGGAGGAGACGGGUUUUUGUGCAAACAGAGACUGGUUGUGUCUUGGGCAUGGAGCUGGAUCGCAGUGACAAUGCUCAUACAGUUAAAAGGAGGUUGCAGGUUGCGCUUAAUUUCCCUACAGAGCAAAGCUCACUGACUUUUGGGGAUGUGGAGUUGAAAAAUGACCUAAGUGCCAUUCGGAAUGAUUCCCCACUUCUCCUAACACGGAACUAUCUUCACAGAAGCUCCUCUACUCCUUGUCUUUCACCUACUGGAAGGGAUCUUCAGCAGAGAGAUAGAAGUGGUCCUAUUGAGAUACUGGGACAUUCUGAUAGCUUUGAUGUAUUAAAAGUUGUGGUGAAGGACAUUGUUAAGGCAAUGAAGAUGGGUGUUGAUCCACUUCCGGUUCAUAGUGGUCUGGGGGGUGCCUACUAUUUUAGGAAUCCUAGAGGUGAGAGUGUUGCAAUUGUGAAGCCAACAGAUGAAGAACCUUUUGCACCAAACAAUCCAAAAGGCUUUGUUGGGAAAGCCCUUGGACAACCAGGUUUGAAACGUUCAGUUCGAGUAGGGGAGACAGGUUUCAGAGAAGUUGUGGCUUACCUUCUGGACUAUGGUCAUUUUGCCAAUGUGCCACCAACAGCACUGGUGAAGAUUACUCACUCAGUCUUCAAUGUCAACGAUGGCGUCAAUGGACAUAAGCCUUACAAGAAGAAUCUUGUUAGCAAGAUUGCAUCUUUCCAACAGUUUAUACAGCAUGAUUUUGAUGCUAGUGAUCAUGGAACCUCAAGCUUCCCUGUUUCUGCUGUACACCGCAUAGGGAUACUUGAUAUACGGAUAUUUAACACAGACAGGCAUGCAGGAAACCUUUUAGUCCGGAAGCUGGAUGGUAUUGGGAGGUUUGGUCAAGUGGAACUUAUUCCUAUUGAUCAUGGCCUUUGCUUGCCAGAAACUUUGGAGGAUCCAUACUUUGAGUGGAUUCAUUGGCCUCAGGCUUCAAUACCUUUCUCCGAGGAUGAGCUUGAGUACAUAGAAAAUCUUGAUCCUAUUAAGGAUUGCGAGGUGCUGCGAAGGGAACUCCCAAUGAUAAGGGAGGCUUGUCUCCGUGUUCUGGUCCUCUGCACGAUUUUCCUGAAGGAAGCUGCGGCUUUUGGUCUCUGUCUUGCUGAAAUUGGUGAGAUGAUGAGUAGGGAAUUUCGGGCUGGAGAGGAGGAACCUAGUGAGCUAGAGGUUGUUUGUCUGGAGGCAAGGAGGUUGGUAGCGGAGAGGGAGCUGUCAUCUCCUAAGUCUCAGAUGGGAGAUGCAGAGUUCCAGUUUGAUAUUGACUGUGAGGAACCAGAAUCAGAGUUCACCCCAAAAAUGGCUAAUGAUGAUUUUAUGACCAGAGGACCAUUCCAAUUUGGAAAUGGAUUUAUGAAUAACCGUUUUCCGCUUUCAAAGCUGGAGGAAUGCUUUGAGGAAGAUGAGGAAAGUGAAGGAGAAGUAGAGCAGGAGAAUUUUUCCGCUUUCCAAGGUCUUGAAAGGAUCCCGUCCAUCUCGAAGCUGUCAGUGUCACUUAAAAAUACCAGCUUAGGUGACAAGAGCCAGAAGUACUCAAAAUUUUCUGGAGCAAAACAAGAAAAUGGCUAUCUUACAAGCUCAUCGGGGCAUAGAAGUGCAAAUGAGCAGCUUCCUGCAAGUGUGAGCUUUGUGAAGCUGGCUGACAUGAAUGAGGAGGAAUGGGCCAACUUCUUGGAGAAGUUCCAGGAGUUGCUUUACCCAGCAUUUGAGAAACGUAAAUCCGUUACCUUAGGUCAGAAGCAGAGACAGAGGCUUGGUACUUCGUGCCAGUUUUGAGAUUGAGGUGCCAGUAAUAUUGAUACCAGAGAGUUGACUGAAGACGAAAUAAGACUUAGUAGGUUUGUUGGGACUUGGGAUGAAGGAUUAGGAUAGAUUCAGUAUAUGGGUUUUCCCCGGGAAUGUUGUAGGAGGAAUCGCUGUAAAUAUUCUUGGCUUCAGCUAAGUGGAGAGCUGAGUAGAAUUGGUUGUAUUUCUUCCUUAAGCUUUUAGCUUUGAUUUUGUUUGUUUUUUCUUUUUCUUCUUUUCUUUCACCUCCUUAUGGGCUCUGUUUGAUAAAUAAUUUGUAGAUUGGAGUCUUUAAAAAAAAAAGAAAUAUUUAUGUAAAUAGGGACAUUUUGAACUCUUGUGUUCUUGAAAACUAGCCUUCCAGUUCUUUUUUCAG
Messenger RNA from Theobroma umbraticum, 3049 nucleotides. RefSeq names its product phosphatidylinositol 4-kinase gamma 5. The record is from RefSeq and is a predicted model, not a curated record. Lineage: Eukaryota; Viridiplantae; Streptophyta; Magnoliopsida; Malvales; Malvaceae.